Molecule: messenger RNA, 857 nt
Organism: Chlorocebus sabaeus (green monkey)
Lineage: Eukaryota; Metazoa; Chordata; Mammalia; Primates; Cercopithecidae
Gene: KRTAP4-3
Cellular component (GO): keratin filament
Source: RefSeq, a predicted model, not a curated record
UAGAUCUUAUUACAUCUGCACAAGAGUAUUUUCUUCCCAGUGAUUUUAAACCAUUAAAUGGACAAACACUAUUGUGUAAUCUGAUAAUUAUUUAACAACUAAAUAAACAAAAACAAGAAAAACAUAGUGACAACAGGAAACUGGAGCAGUAUAUAAGAGGCUGUGGCUCAAGGAGACUUCCAAACUCCAGAACCUCAUUCUCCUGGAAACCUACCCAGAAACUCCGCCCUCUGACACCAUGAACAACUCCUGUUGUGGCUCUGUCUGCUGUGACCAGAGCUGUGGUCAAGAUCUCUGCCAGGAGAGCUGCUGCCGCCCCAGCUGCUGCCAGACCACCUGCUGCAGGACCACCUGCUGCCGCCCCAGCUGCUGUAUCUCCAGCUGCUGCCAGCCCACCUGCUGCCGCCCCAGCUGCUGCAUUUCCAGUUGCUGCAGGCCUUCCUGCUGUAUCUCCAGCUGCUGCCAGCCCACCUGCUGCCGCCCCAGCUGCUGCAUUUCCAGUUGCUGCAGGCCUUCCUGCUGUAUCUCCAGCUGCUGCAGACCCAGUUGCUGCCAGACUUCCUGCUGCAGGACCACCUGCUGCCGCCCCAGCUGCUGUAUCUCCAGCUGCUACAGGCCCCAGUGCUGUCAGUCUGUGUGCUGCCUGCCCACCUGCUGCCAGCCCUCCUGCUGCCAGCCCUCCUGCUGUAUUUCCAGCUGCUGUAGACCCAACUGCUAUGUGUCUGGCUGCUGCCGCCCUUCCUGCUGCCAGACCACCUGCUAUAGAACAACCUGCUUCCGCCCCAUCUGCUGUGGCAGUUCUUGCUGCUGAGUGACCUGCUCUGGAUUUGUGCACCUUCUUUCCCCCAUCCUUCAGU